UCCUAUCAAUGUGCGGAGCAGCGCACAACGUCAGGCGGACCGAUUCCCUGCGUCUGCCAGUCCCGCCACAGAUUCAUUUGGGAUCCUCAAACAGAUGAGCCCGUAGAGACGGGGGAUCAAGGCGGCCUAUUAGAGCCAAUUGCCUGCUUCGGGGACCGCCAGCCCUUCCAGGCCUGGCAACGCGGGAGGGUGGGGAAAGACGACGGAGCGCCGCUGCGGGAAGACACUGAAGCCAGAGCGACACUCAUCCCCCCCCCACCCCCCCACCUUACAGCGCAGGCUUUGAAAGCUGCUCCCCCAUCUGAAUGGAAACUCAGAACCGCCGGGCGGCGCGUUCCUUCUCGCCCAGCGUUGCGAUCCAUGCCGAGGGGCAGGUAGUGCGAGUCCGCGCCAGCGCCCAGCUCCCGGGACAGGGCCGGCAAUGCUGCUGAGCAGAACUUGACCGAGCCCCUUCCUCGCUGCUAGUGGAAGCGAUGCUGCACGGCAUAGCCAGCGCUUCCCAGGCUCUCCUUCAAGCUGAAGGUUACCCACCCGCGCAGCCAGCCCCAGCCCUGUGAGCGCCGCGCCUCGGUUCCCGGCUCCGGCUGCUUGGCGGCACGCAGGGCAACGACCGGGCCGCCCGCGCCGGGGCGCACUGCACCAGCGGCUUCGGCUUGGUGGAUGUGUAUGCAUGAGUUCUGCACCGAAUGGGCGCAAAAAGCGCCCCAGCCGGUCCACCCGCUCCUCGAUCUUCCAGAUCAGCAAGCCCCCGCUGCAGAGCGGGGAGUGGGAGCGCAGGGGCAGCAGCUCCGAAAGCGCCCACAAAACCCAACGAGCCCUGGACGACUGCAAGAUGCUUGUCCAAGAGUUCAACACUCAAGUGGCCCUGUACCGAGAGAUGGUCAUUUCUAUCGGGGAUGUCUCUGUCAGCUGCCCCUCACUCCGGGCGGAAAUGCACAAGACCAGAACCAAAGGCUGUGAAAUGGCCCGCCAGGCACACCAAAAACUUGCUGCCAUCUCAGGCCCGGAAGAUGGUGAGAUCCAUCCAGAAAUCUGUCGGCUUUAUAUCCAGCUGCAGUGUUGCUUAGAAAUGUACACAACAGAGAUGCUCAAAUCCAUAUGUCUGCUGGGGUCUCUUCAGUUUCAUCGAAAAGGAAAGGAGCCUGGUGGGGGAACCAAGAGUUUGGACUGCAAAAUUGAGGAGAGUACUGAAACACCCGCUCUAGAGGACUCCUCAUCAUCCCCUGUAGAUAUUCAGCAACAUUCCUGGCAGGUUUCCACAGACAUUGAGAACACUGAAAGAGACAUGCGAGAAAUGAAAAACCUUUUAAGCAAACUCAGGGAAACUAUGCCUUUACCAUUGAAAAAUCAAGAUGACAGCAGCCUUCUAAAUCUAACUCCCUACCCCCUGGUUAGAAGACGGAAGAGAAGGUUCUUUGGGCUGUGUUGUCUUGUCUCAAGCUAGGCAACUCCUCCUGGAAACCCACCAAUGCGAAGACCUGAAAAUAUCACAGAACCUGAGGACCUCCAGACAGCUGAACCACAAUUAUUGGUUUUUGACUAUGUUUUCUAUGCUUCCUUAUUACUUUUAUUCGCCUCCCUCUACCCUUUUAAAUGAUUUUACAUGUGAAAGCAGCUGCUGUCAAGGGGGGGUAAAAAAGAUUCAAAAAGCAGGCUGUUUUUAAAAGGAUUUUUAAAGCUGACAUUGUGCAUGUCUGCUCCAAACCAUACCAUGACAGAUGCGAGAAUUAUGGUUUUUAAAUUAUUUAAAGGUUUUUUUUAAAUGUAUCAUACAGAGAAAAAUUAUUUCAUGUAUAAUAGUAUAUCUUUAGCUCUUGCUGAUCUCAUGUUAACAAUUUAUCAUAUAUGAAAGUCUUUAAACAUAGAAAUCUCUCUAAAACUGCAAAACUGUGUUCAAAAAUCCAAUCUAUCAAUAUUAUUAGAGAUAAUAUUAUAAUCAAACAUAUACCACCUCACCUAUUGCUUUGUCUGUGCUCAUUCACAUCUAGUCUUCCAUUCUGUCGGAAUCCAAGAGCUUCUACAUAAAAACAUCUUAAUUUAUAAUGCAACAAAAACCAUAUAUGGAAAGUAUUUAAAUUUUGUAAAUACACAAUUAUCCUAAUACCUUCGUACAAUGCAUAUGGGCAACUAAUUUCCUUUUGAUCCAAUGGUGUCUUUUUCAGCUUCUUGGAGAAUGAAGUAAUCCAGUUAGAAAAUGGUGUAGUAACAUAUACAAUUACCCUCAAAUGUAAAAUUGAGUAUUAUCACAUUUUGUUCUAAUUGAAAUCUGAAGCAUGAUGUCUGCACAGCAGCAUAGUGUUAAAUCUUAUAGGGCAUGCCGGAAUUAGCUCAGAUCGUAAAAAUAUUUAACAUUUUCUGUUAAUAAAAUCUUUUUAGUUAAGCUAAGCUUGUCUCAUAUUAGAUGACUAUGCAGAUAUGACUUUUCCGAUGUGUACUUGGUGUCUUGUCUUAUGCUUAGAAUCUUGAAAGCAGGACACAUUAAGCAAUACUAUAUUUUAGAAAGGAGGAAGCCACACGCUUCGAUUUUCUGCUCACAGUUUUGUUAUGAUCUUCCUCACUAAACCUGUAACAUGGUACAAAUUUUGUUAUAUUGUCCCCUGUUCUUCCUUGGCCCGUUUCCCAAACAGAAUUUUCCAUAGGUUGAGAGAUCAGGCCUUUGGACUUUUUUUCUUGCUUUCCAAAAUCUAAAUGACCCUAAAGAAGGACAAGAAGCAACCAGUGUCUAGUACAAUAAAAGGAUGGGCUAGAUGCCUAUAAGUGGUUUAUUCAAGAUGCAUUUUUAAUCCCAACCCUAUACUUUCUCAGUACUUAAGUGCACAGGCAUUUAUAGGUCCACCAAUAUUUUGACCUAACAACUAAAUUUAUUAAAGCUGUUAGCUUUACUGAAGAUGAAGAUAGGUAUAUAUGAAAUAGUGGACUAAUUAUUGUAUUAGGUUGAACCAUAUGAAAUUGCUGGCAAUGGACUGUUUUGACCUAUAAAAAUAGCAAUUUCAUAUGGUUCAACCAAAUAUCUGAUGUUGUGAAAAUUAUACUUGGAAUUGUCUUCUAGCAUUUGUGAUUGAAAGCGAACAGAUUAAAGGGUUGGAAGAGAUCUCAAAAGGCUACACAGGUGUCUCUUUAGAUCAUACCAGCUCACUUGGGGCCUUAAUCUUGGAAUCCAGAGUUGUGUUCCAAUGACCUGGUAAUGAAUGCACGGUUGUAAGUAUGCCUGACUCCAUAUAAAGAGGUAUCUCUGAAACCUAUAUGAGAAAACCACAACUUUCUAAAUCAAAUAUUUGUAAAACAGUUAUUGGAAUAUGCUACUUAAAGACCCUUAGAAUGAAUACCCCCUUGGAAAGCAGGGAACUACUCCCAAAUUUAUCUGGUCUGUAAAGCCUGAUUUCAUAAAUCAGGUUUGACUAAAGCUUAAUAUUGUUUUUGAAUAUGGUUCAUUUCCAUCCCCCGUGGUUAAUUCACUUAAGGUCCAUUAUUUUAGAAAUUAUAAAACAGCCCAACUGGGCAUGCUCUCAGCUCCCGUCUCAGUCCUCACCCACCUUUCCACUAUAUUGAACCCUUUGCUUCAAUCUAGUUCCUACUAAUUCAUGCAAAGUUAUCAACUGAUAAACCUACCUUGGUGUUCAGCACGUUCCUCUAAAUGCUUGACCUAAAUCACUUCUGCUUAGUUAAUUUGUGCUCACUCUCGCCUUAGUCUCGGUAUGAAAGGAACACUUACCUUCCAUGCCAUUGUCCUUUGUACAACUGAAGACUGUUAAUAAAUUCAGGUCUCACCUCCAGGUCUGGGAGGGCUAUAGUAGCUAUUCAUGGAGAUGGGAAUUUGUCUAAUUCCCUAGGUAGGCUUCCCAUAUCUAAGGUAAAUAAAUUCAGCCACCUUAUCUUUUAUUCAUAGUGCCUGUUUCCCAGACUUUGAUUGGUUUUAUAGUUCCUGUGGACACACUCCAAGAUUUAUAGAUCUUCUUUCACUAGCAGGUCCUAAAAUUAAAUGUAGUGCUCCAAGUCGUGAUGACCUACCCUGGCUCAUAGUGGCAAUAGACAGCUCACCAUCUCCCAUUAGAUAUGCCAAUGCGUCUCUUUAGGAGCUGACCCCACUCUCCUCUCACCUACCAAAGGACUUUCUCAGGUGUAGUCCAUGAGAUAGAGGUCUACUGUCUCGGCUUCUGCUAGUAAUUCACUUUCAGAUUAGCAAUAACCCUGAGCUGAUCUCUAGGGGUAAGGAGAGAACACUGAACCCAUUCUGUUGCAUGGGUACUCACAUGCUGGAAACAGAAAAGGAUGUCAACUUUUUCUGGCACACCCUCACCCAUUUUACCACCAUAAUUUCAAUAUCCUGUGUUGAUUCAUCAUUGUUGCUGUUUUUGUUGUGUGUGUGUGUGUGUGUGUGUGUGUUCAGAUUACAGAGGCAAUAUAUAUUCUUUAUGGACAAUCUGAAACAUACCACUGAGUAUAAAGAAAAUAAAAAUCACCUGAAUCCCACCAUAAUCAUAUUGUUUAAAACCACAUUUCCAGGCUUUAAAUCGUCAGUGGCUAGGUUCAAAGGCACUUGUGGAUAAGAUAAGUGAACAAAUGCCCACAAGGCCAAGGUAUCACUUUAAAAUAUCUGUCUGCUGAUGUUUUGCAUGCUUCUAGAAACAGAUUGACUGCAAACUUCUGGUUGUGCCACUGCUGAAGGGUACAAAGAAGACUAGAAGUAGCACAGCCCGGAUGCCUCCUCUAAUGAAAGCUUUUAGGGAAAUUCUAAAAUCCUGCCGGAUCAUUUUGUUCCUGGGUGCUCUUCUAACAGUUGGAUGCUUACUGCAUGGCAAUACUGCCACCUACUGAAUUCUGAGCUUUAGGGUAAGAGGGGAAAACAAAUGUGCAGAAUAUAAAGGCAUCUCAUUCAUUUUAGACAGCAAACAAUGGACCAGGUUAACAAUAUUCCAUAUGGAAUUUAGAUUCUGGAAGUCUCAGAGCUGAAAGGAUUAAGGAUAUCAUCCAGACUAACUUCCCAUGCCACCUACAUGUACCUAAAAAUUGCCUAUCAUUUCUCUGUGUUCUCGAACGUCACCAAAUGCAAAAUGCUCAGGUUUCAGGUAACGGUAGAUAGGAUGAGAAAAAGCAGUGAUGCUAUUGGCCUAUAAUAAAUCAUUAUAAUGAAAUAUAAAUAUCAGAAAUAAACCCAAGAACAUAAAAUAAUUGAGUGCAUUAUAAAGAGAUGACCUUUCAAAUCUGUGAGAAAAGGUGGGAUUACUAAAUAACUUGGGAUGACUGGUUGGCCAUUUUGGGGGAAAAUCCUAGAUCUAUACCUCAUAACUUCCAUCAAAAUAAAUUCUAGGUGAAGUAAAGAUUUACAUGUUAAAGCACGUAAACAUAUACAAGGAGUAUGGCAAUAUUGAUAAAUAUUUCUGUAAAUUUACUAUGGAGAAAAGCCUUUCUAAGCAUGACACCAAAGGAAGAAACCAAAAAGAAAAAGAUAGAUGGAUUUGACCAAUUAAAAAUGCAGAACUCCUAUAUAGUAAAAAAUAAACCAAAUUAAGAGAAAACAAAAUUUGAAAUAUAUGCAACAAAGAGUAUAGAUCUCUAAUGUAUAUCAAGAGCUUAAACCCCAUUACUGAUGGGAGGUUUCUAUGAUCUACAACCUUCCCAACAGAAUGUUCCUAUUUCAUUCUUUCCUCACUGCACUUUUUAAAUUAUUGCUUGUUUGUCUGUUUAUUUCCACUAAACUGGAAGUUCAAGAAAGCAGCCACUGUGUCUGUUUUGCUUCCUGUUAUAUCCUCAAUACUUAACACAGUGCUAGACACAAAGCAACUACUGAAAACAUAUUUAUUGUGUGAGUGAAUAAUGAAUGCAUGAAUAGAUAACAUUUUAUGAUCAAAAAGAAUCAAACUUUCCAGUAGAAAAUUGAGCCAAGGACACAAACUGGCAAUGUACCAUAAACUAAAGUAAUGAACUAAUAAUAAAUAUGAACAUAUUUAAAUAAACUAGUAAUCAAAAAUGCAAAUAUUACAAUACACUCCUUUUUUUAUGUAUCAGAAAGACAAAAGAUAUAAAGAAUUAUAGUUCCUAGGGUCAGUAAGGAAGUAUGGAAGCGGACAUUCUCUUACAGAGUAAACAAGAGUGUAAACUGAUCUGAUCUUUCUGGAAAAUAUUUUGGCAACAUAUUUUUUGUGUACGUCAAAUACUUCCACUUUAGGGAGUUCUCCUUUAAAAAAGGUUAAGAAAAAAUGAAUUCAAGAUACAUUCAUUCAUUAUUCAAAAAAAUACAUGCAACAAAGGAUGCUUAUAGGAGCAUGGAAAAAAUUGGAGGAAUGAAAAAAAUAUAAAUAAGCCCACAAUAUAGGGUUGGUUAAAUAUGGUAUAUCCUUUCAAGGGAAUACUACUGUGCACCAAUUAAGAAUAAGCACUAGAUGUAUAUUUACUGAAAUAAACAGCUAUAUUGUUAAAUGAAAAGAGAAAGUUAUAGAAGAAUACAGUGUGUUCCCAUUUUAAGAGUAUACAUACACAUGUGUGCAUUACAGUGUCUGAAAGGAUAUUUGCUAAAAGGUUAACAGCAUCUAUCUCUGGGAGGUGAGAUUUGGAGCAAUUAUAUUUUCUUUUUGCAUAUCGGUAAUUUCUGAUUUUUCCACAAUGAGCAUGUAGUAUCUGUAUAAUUUUUUCAGGGAAUAAACAACAAUGUUCACAAUAUAUAUUAAAUGAAAAACACAUGUUAUAAACCAGUAUGUAUAGUAUGACACAAUAUUUGUAAAAAAGAAAAUUAUAUAUAAAAAUAUCUAUGUAUGUAUAUAUAUGCAUAAGAAGCUAGAAAGACAUACACUAAAAUGUUAAUAGUAGUUAUUUAUGGGUAGUGGGAUUAUGGGUGAUUAUUUUUUCUUUUUGCUUUUCUGUGUUUUCUAAUUUUUCUACAAUGAAUAUGUAUUCCUUGUGUAAUAAAAACUAAUAAUAAAAGUUUUAAAAAAAAUGAAAA
Molecule: messenger RNA, 6937 nt
Organism: Acinonyx jubatus (cheetah)
Lineage: Eukaryota; Metazoa; Chordata; Mammalia; Carnivora; Felidae
Gene: RGS7BP
Product: regulator of G protein signaling 7 binding protein
Exons: 6
Coding region: 671-1444 (257 amino acids)
Biological process (GO): G protein-coupled receptor signaling pathway
Cellular component (GO): postsynapse; neuron projection; nucleus
Source: RefSeq, a predicted model, not a curated record